Rotaria sp. Silwood1 is the source of this 3705-nucleotide messenger RNA. The record is from the annotation of a GenBank genome assembly. NCBI's taxonomy places the organism in Eukaryota, Metazoa, Rotifera, Eurotatoria, Philodinida, Philodinidae.
AUGGAAAUUAAUGAUCAAAAUCUUGAAGCACUUGCAACUUAUUUACGCAAAACCUUAUCUCCAAACGGGGAUGAACGUGCAGAAGCUGAAAAAACUUUAAAACAAAUUGAACGAAAUGAAAAUUAUUCAGCAUUAUUAUUAACAUUAUGUGAACGUUCAACAAUUCCAGAUGAAAUUCGACGUGCAUCUGUAAUAACAUUUAAAAAUUUUGUUAAACGUAAUUGGCCAUCACUUGAUGCAUCAUCAUCAACAACAAAUCCAAUAUCAAUACGUGAUAGAAAUUAUAUUAAAGAACAUAUUAUUGAUUUAAUGACACGUUCACCUGAACAUAUACAACAACAAUUAUCAGAUGCAAUAACAGUUAUUGGUAAAUGUGAUUUUCCUGAUCAAUGGCCAACAUUACUUGAUACAAUGGUUCGACAAUUUCAACAACCAUCAACAGGAAAUUCAUUUCAAUCAAUAAAUGGAGUUUUAAAAACAGCACAUUCACUUUUUGAACGAUUUCGAUAUGAACAAAAAUCUGAUGAAUUAUGGUUAGAAAUUAAAUUAGUUCUUGAAAAAUUUGCACCAGCUUUUACAGAUUUAUUUAAAUCAUUAAUGGCUUAUUAUCCACAAAAAGAAUCUGAUACAAUUGAAAUGAAAAAUAUAUUUGAUUCAUUAUAUGUUUGUAUUAAAAUUUUUUAUGAUCUCAAUGCUCAAGAAUUACCAGAGCAUUUCGAAGAUAAUUUAACACUUUAUAUGACACAUUUUAUGACAUUACUUUCUUAUGAUCAUCCAAAUUUACAUUCUACUAGACAUGAUCCUGGAAUAUUAGAUCGAGUUAAAACAGAAAUUUGUCGUGCUGUUGCUCUUUAUGCUGAUAAUUAUAGUGAUGAAUUUAAACCAUUUGCACAACAAUUUGCUUUAGCUAUUUGGUCUUUAUUAACACGAUUAAAUCUUUCACCAUGUUUUGAUGAUCUUGUGGGUACAGCAAUGCGAUUUUUAUCAACAUUAGCUGCACGAAGUCAUCAUUGUAGUAUGUUUGAAGGUGGUGAUACAUUAAAAAUUGUAUGUGAACAAGUUAUUCUACCGAAUUUAUUUCUUCGAGAAUCAGAUGUAGAAGAAUUUGAAGAUAAUCCAGAAGAAUAUAUUCGAAAAGAUAUUGAAAAAUCUGAUUCAGCAACACGUCGACGAGCUGCUUGUGAUUUUCUUCAAGCACUUUGUAUUUUUUUUGAAUCACAAGUUAUUGCUUUAUAUAGUCAAUAUAUUGAAGCAAUGCAAAAGGAAUAUUUACAAAAUCCAACACAAAAUUGGUCUAAAAAAGAUACAUGUAUUUUUCUUGUCUUAGCACUUGCUUCAAAAGGAGAAACACAAAAAUUGGGUAUUACAAAAACAAGUUCAUUUAUUAGUAUUCCAGUUUUUUAUGCUAAUAGUAUUCUACCAGAACUUCAAAAUCUAGAUGUCAAUAGUCUUCCUUUAAUAAAAGCUGAUUGUUUAAAAUUUUUAAUUUAUGUACGAAAUCAACUUGAUCGUGAUGCUUUAGUUAAAUCUUUACCUGAAUGUGCAAGAUAUUUAUCAUCACAUAAUAUUGUUGUACAAACAUAUGCUGCACAUGCUAUGGAACGUUUAUUACUUGUUCGACAUCCUGCUGAUCAAAAACAUACAGCAAUAACAAAGAAUGAUUUAAUUCCAUAUGCACAAUCAAUGUAUGAUAAAUUAUUUCAAAUAUUAACAUCAGAUAAAUCAUAUGAAAAUGAAUAUGUUAUGCGAGCUGUUAUGAGAUUUUCAUCAUCACUUCAUGAAGGAGUUUUACCUUAUUUAAAUCAAUUAAUGGACAAAUUAGUUCUCAUUUUACGACGAUCAAGUCGAAAUCCAAAUAAACCAAAUUUCAAUCAUUAUCUAUUCGAAACAAUAACUGUAUUAAUUCGUACAAGUGUAACACAAAAUCUUGCUGUACUUAGUCAAUUCGAACAAGUUCUUUUUCCAGUAUUUACACCAAUAUUUGCUGAAGAUAUUGCUGAAUUCGUUCCAUAUGCAUUACAAAUUCUUGGAUUUCUAUUAGAAUCUCAUCCAUCAGGGUCAACACCAUUACCUGAAGCUUAUCGAAUAUUAUUUCAAUCGAUACUUAUACCAGCAUUUUGGGAUCGUAGUGGAAAUAUUCCAGCAUUAUCAAGACUUUUACAAGCUUAUAUUGAUAAAGCUGGUGAUACAAUUGUUCUUGAAAAAAUAACAAUUGUUCUUGGUAUAUUUCAACGUCUUGUUUCACAAUCAAAAGUUCAUGAUCAUGAAGGAUUUGCUAUAUUAAAUUCCUUAGUUGUUCAUUUAUCACGAUUACAUUUAGAAAAUUAUUUUAAAGAUAUAUUUCUUGUUAUAUUUACACGUUUAACUAAAGCUAAAACACAAAAAUUAAUUAAAUGUAUUAUUAUUUUCUUUUGUUAUUUUAUUGUUAAAUAUGGUGCACAAGAACUUAUAACACAAGUUGAUAAUAUUCAAGCAAAUAUGUUUCAAAUGGUAAUUGAACGUUUAUUUUUACCUGAAUUAUCAAAAAUAGAUGAAAAUGAUAAAAAAUUAUGUGCAAUUGGUGUAACACAUUUAUUAUGUGAUCCAAUACCAAUGAUAAGUGGAAUUUAUUUUGCACAUUUAUGGUUACCAUUAUUACAAUCUUUACUUCAAUUAUUUGAAUCAAGUAAUGAAUUACAAACAAUGUCAGCAGCUGAGAAAAAAAAACAAGCACAAGAAGAAGCUGAUGAAGAAUUACUUGUUGGAUUAGAUGAUACACCAGACUAUACACCAGCAUUUUCAUGUUUGGCUUUUGCAAAGAAACCUCAUACAGAUAUAUUUAGCACAAGUAUACCUGAUGCUCGAUGUCAUCUAGCGAAAUGUUUACAUGCAUUAACAGCUGCACAUCCGAAUCAAUUUCUUAAUCUAAUGAAAAGUGAUGAAAUAAUGGCUCAACGUGCUUCAUCACAUACAAGUCUUAAUUCAUUGAAAGAUUCUAAGUUAAACACAUCGUAUCAAUCAAAAAAUUCAGCAUUAGGUCGCCGACGACAUCAUGGACUUGUUAGUAAAAUUGGAACAAGUUUUCGGUCAAUAUUUCGACGAUUUUCACGUCCAUCAAAAACAUUAAGCGAAAUGGAACUACAAGUAUUAUUAUCAAUAACAAAUUUUACUCGUGAAGAUAUUUUAAAAUGGCAUGAAAAAUUUUUAGCUGAUUGUCCACAUGGUUAUAUGACUCGAAAAGAUUUUAUAUCAAUGUAUAAAUCAUUAAAUCCAAAUGGUGAUGUUGAACGUUUUGCUGGUCAUAUAUUUCGUGCAUUUGAUAUUGAUAAAUCAAAUACAAUUGAUUUUCAUGAAUUUCUUAUUGGUUUAUCAAUGACUUCAACAACAAGUUCACCAGAAACUAAACUUGAAUGGAUAUUUCAAGUAUUUGAUAUUGAUGGAAAUGGUUUAUUAACACGAAAUGAAUGUUUAGAAGUUAUUGAUAUUAUUGUACGAUUUAAUUAUAUACAAUCAACUGGUGAACAAAAUAAUUCGGAAAUCGAACAAUUAGUUAAUUCAGCUAAACGUAGUAUGAUGAGAAUAUUUGAUGAUAUAUCUGGUGAUCGAUGUAAUACAUUAACAAUGGCACAAUUUGUUGAAGGAUGUCAAAAAGAUGCAUUUAUUUCACAAUUAUUAGCACCAAAUUCAGGAACUGGAAAUGGAAUGACAACUACAUCAAAUACAUAA